UAUUCGUGUUCCAUUCCAUUGAUCCCUUUGUCAGUUUUUGACAUUUGCUUUUAUUCGUCGAUAUUCCCAUAUUCUGUGUGGAAGAAAACGCGAACUACAGCCUAUUCAGAAUGUUCCGUCUUGCUGCAAGCCAACUUGCUAACAUUGCUCGUAGCUCCAUCGGCGUAACCAGCCGUGUUGGUGUUGUACGUGCUGCCCAUCACGAAAUUCCUGCCGAGGAAUUCGAUAAGCAAUACGAGGACUACUUCAGCCGCAGCGACAUCGAUGGCUGGGAGGUGCGCAAAGGCAUGAACGAUUUGUUGGGUAUGGAUUUGGUGCCUGCUCCAAAAAUUGUCGACGCUGGCUUGAAAGCUUGCCGUCGUGUUAAUGACAUCGCUUUGGCCAUCAGAUGGUUGGAAGGUGUUAAAGACAAGUGCGGUGACAAGACCUCUGAAAUCUAUCCCUACAUCUUGAACCACGUUCGUCCCACACUCACCGAACUGGGCAUUCCUACUCCCGAAGAGCUGAACUAUGAUAAGCCAGAAUUGGCUCUUAAAUCAGUGUUCGACAUGUAAAUUUUUUUUGUGUUAAUGAGGGUGAAAUACAAAUCAAACUUCUUUAGUUUAAUUAUAUGAGAACUACCAAAUAAUUUGUGAAUAUUUGAUAGGCGCUUUCUGUGGAUGGGAGUUCUUAAUACUUUUUCCUAGGAAAAAUAAAGCGCCCGGCUGUCGAAAGAGAA
Stomoxys calcitrans (stable fly) is the source of this 718-nucleotide messenger RNA. It is a transcript of the gene COX5A, whose product is annotated as cytochrome c oxidase subunit 5A, mitochondrial. Lineage: Eukaryota; Metazoa; Arthropoda; Insecta; Diptera; Muscidae. Gene Ontology annotation, cellular component: mitochondrial inner membrane. The transcript has 2 exons. Bases 111 to 554 code for a protein of 147 amino acids. The record is from RefSeq and is a predicted model, not a curated record. Gene Ontology annotation, biological process: mitochondrial electron transport, cytochrome c to oxygen.